AUGCGACGCUCUCACGUUAUAAAGGGUCUUCAUUCCCGAAGUUUUGUGCGUUAUCUAACGUCAGAGGCUAAGGAAGAUGGUACGAAAGUUAUGGCUACACCUGCACCUGCACCUGUUGUAGUGAAAAAGAAUGGUAGUUCAUUCGUACAGCGUAUCAUGUCCUUUGGUAUUGGUGUGGCUGUGGGCGCUGGGUAUGGUCUCUCCGUGUUGAAAGAGGAUGUUGAACACUCGAGUCAACAGAUACAAAGCUCUGUAAAUGGUCUCAAGGAUGAAAUGAUUGCGCAAAAUGCGACACUUACGAAGCGGAUUGAAGCAUUGGAGAAGAAGCAGUGA
Molecule: messenger RNA, 333 nt
Organism: Peronospora belbahrii
Lineage: Eukaryota; Oomycota; Peronosporomycetes; Peronosporales; Peronosporaceae
Source: the annotation of a GenBank genome assembly